CGCCCCGGGCGGCGGCGGCGGAGAGACGCCAAGUCACGCGGCAGGCGCUCCGGGCGGCAGCGGCGCCCAGUCACGCGGCGGGCGCUCCGGCGGCGCAGUCGGUGAGCGGACGGCGCGCGACUCGGCCGUCAUGGUGCAGGUGGUGGGACCGGUGCGCGGCGCCGUGGCCGCCCUGCUCGCCGCCUUCUGGUCCGGCGUGUUCCUGCUGCUGCUGGCCGUGCGCCGUGUGACGCGCGGGGCGGAGGCGCUGCAGCCGCGCCGCCGCCCGCGGCCGGCGCUGCUCGACGACCCGGCGCUGGGCGCGCACAAGUUCGCCACCGUGUUUGGCGGCAUCAAGCUGCACUAUGUGGAGAAGGGCGACCGCAGCAAGCCGCUGCUGCUGCUACUGCACGGCUUCCCGGCGUUCUGGUACUGCUGGCACUACCAGCUGAAGGCGCUCUCCCAGCACUACUGGGUGGUGGCGGUCGAUAUGCGCGGGUACGGCGAGUCGGCCAAGCCGGAAGGCCGCGACAGCUACGACCGGCAGCUGGUGGCGCAGGACCUGUUCCACCUGGUGCUGUCCCUGGGCCGGCAGAGCUGCACCGUCAUCGGACACGACUGGGGCGGCAUCAUCGCCUACGAGCUGGCCAGACUGCGCUCCUCGCUGGUCGAGAAACUCAUCAUCAUCAACGCGCCGCACCCGGACGCCAUGGAGGAGGUGCUGCAGCACUCCUGGGACCAGAUGUUCCGCUCCUGGUACAUCUACCUCUUCCAGCUGCCCUGGCUGCCCGAGCAGGUGAUGCAGCUGGACGACUUCAACAUGUUCACCAAGAUGUUCCACGAGAACCCGUCGGCGCGUCACCACUACCCGCCCGAGAUGGUCGACGCGUACAAGUACACGUUUGGAGAGCCGGGAGCGCUGACACCGCCCCUUAACUACUACCGGCAGAACUUUGGCUGGCGUUGGCACCGCGGAGAGCCAGCCCAGGUGGCACGCGUCACCUGUCCCCUGCUAGUCAUCUGGGGCGAGCGAGACCGGGCGCUGAGCCCCCUGCUGGCCACCAUGGCGGCACGCUACGCCGACCGCUUCAGCGUCCACCUGCUGCCCAACGCCUCCCACUGGGCCAUGAUGGAGGAGCCUGACGAGGUCAACGAGGCCAUCCGUGGGUUCAUUAGCGGCCAGUAAGGGCGUCCCGGUGGCGCACGGCGCCCGAGCGAGGGGCGCUCUGGGUCCAGCAGCCGGCGAACAGCGGCGGUCGUCCGCGGGUCUCUGCCCACUGUCUAAGGCCGCUCCAACCCCGCCUCCCCCCCCCCCCCCCGCAGUGUGAUCGACGACCAUGUAUGUGUGCGCACAGAUAGAUGUGGCUGUGCGAUAUAAUCGACGCCGAGCUGGUCGGAGACUGGAGAGUGAACUUCAGUACAUGGUUUGACUAUUGCGACUUGUUGUUAUUGACUACCCCUACGAGCUAUGAACAAUAAAUGCUGUUUGGGUCUGGGUGAUACA
Molecule: messenger RNA, 1483 nt
Organism: Amphibalanus amphitrite
Lineage: Eukaryota; Metazoa; Arthropoda; Thecostraca; Balanomorpha; Balanidae
Product: epoxide hydrolase 4-like
Exons: 1
Coding region: 131-1165 (344 amino acids)
Molecular function (GO): hydrolase activity
Source: RefSeq, a predicted model, not a curated record